AGCCAUAACCAGCCAGCGCUUGAUGCUUUCUGAAACCGUCUGAAAGUUGUUGCGGAGGGCGGGGUUUUGUCUGGUCUGCGUGCUAGAAAGUUUAACUCAAUUUAACCCAGUGUAGCGAGUCAAACUCAUCUUUUCUAUUCGCGGUCGACGUCGCAUCUUUUGCUCAGGACGAGCGUAGCACAUCGCACGUUAUGGGUUCGCCGUUACUAAGAGACGGUGGCGAUUUGCUUCAGCAAGUAAGCGCUGACAAUCUUGAGUUGCUAGAACAGAUUGGCUUGUUUUUGUCCCUGGAGAAAGUAGAACACGCGGAUAAGUUCUACAAAACGGUAGUUGGUGCGAGACUCCUGCAACACCUCUGGAAGAAGCUCACCAGGGAAGAGGAGAUUGAAGAACACAGGAACGAAGCUCUGCUUGCCAUAGCGGAAUAUGUCAAGAAAAACCCGAGGGCCACAGAAGAACAAAUCCUUAAAGAGGUACAGACCCAGAUAGAUGCUUUCGUUCAGAAGAUCCAGUAACCCACCUGAAGGGCUGCUUUUCCACUGUGAUUCCCAUACUGCCACUUGCUCGCUGUCGCGAGUCGUGCAGUCAACUUGGGCACAAACAAAACACACGCAGGAUGUGAAAUGAUUGCAUAGCUUUUAUUCUCCGUGCUCCAAAACCAUCACGACACACAGACCUUUGCAUACGUGAUUUGAUUCAGCGUAAGAUCCUGAACUCUUCUCAAAAGUUAGCUGCAGAUUUCUCAAGUGGACGACAGUUUCUUGCCGUUCCACAUUAAGAGUCAAAGAAUACUUUGCUAGGCUUUUCUUUCAUGAUAUUCAGACAGCAAAGAAAAGGCAAGUUACAAGAAAAUACUGUAAAGCUGUAAUGUAAUUUGUCACUGAAGCAUAAAGAGGCUUAAGCCAAAUUUGGCAAAACUUUUUUUUUUAAUUGGCCAUUGCUGUGUCAUCAGCGGCUGUCACCUAGAUGCUAAUUCUCUUGUAAGAGAAAUUUGAAGUUUUGCAAAUGGCACAGGUUGUGUAUUUCAAAUAGCUUUCUGGGGAAAAAAAAUUUAAUCUGCAGCUUACUUUAUAAGGCACUGUCCUUGUUACGUAUACAACUGUUUGUACAUGUUAUCUUCGUGAUGCCGUUCUUAAGUAUAGUAUCUAUCUCGAAAUGAUUAAAAAGAAAAAAAAAAAGCACUGGAACAACCUUUUAAACUCUGUGGCACUACCGUAACAUGCAACAAAAAAUACACGCUCAUCUGUUGUAAGGCACGAGUGUUCUUUAUAUGUGGCACAUGUGUGAUUGUUUGUUGUAUGAAUGUAUAUGAAGAAAGAAAUAUAUAGGAAUACUACUUGCUCGAACGUGUAUGUACAUGUUCCGGUGACAAUUCUGUUCAGUAAUAAAUUU
Messenger RNA from Dermacentor silvarum, 1392 nucleotides. RefSeq lists its product as uncharacterized. The coding region runs from base 192 to 515 and encodes 107 amino acids. The record is from RefSeq and is a predicted model, not a curated record. The transcript is spliced from 3 exons. Lineage: Eukaryota; Metazoa; Arthropoda; Arachnida; Ixodida; Ixodidae.